AUGGAAUUCCCUAUUGGGUCCCUGGAAACUGCCAACUUCCGGCGGUUCACUCCAGAGUCACUGGCGGAGAUUGAGAAGCAAAUUGCUGCCUAUCGGGCAGGAAAGAAAGUCAGAGAUAAACACAGGAAGCAGAAGGACCAAGAAGAGAAACCUCGGCCCCAGCUGGAUUUGAAGGCCUGCAAUCAGCUGCCCAAAUUCUAUGGUGAGCUCCCAGCGGAACUGGUCGGGGAGCCCCUGGAGGAUCUAGACCCCUUCUACAGAACACACCGGACCUUUAUGGUGCUGAACAAGGGGAGGACCAUUUCUCGGUUUAGUGCCACUCGGGCUCUAUGGCUAUUCAGUCCCUUCAACCUCAUCAGAAGAACGGCCAUCAAAGUGUCUGUCCACUCGUGGUUCACUUUAUUUAUCACCUUCACUAUUGUGGCCAAUUGUGUGUGCAUGACUCAAAGUGACCUUCCAGAGAAAAUUGAGAAUGUCUUCACUGUUAUUUACACGUUCGAAGCUUUGAUAAAGAUAUUGGCAAGAGGGUUUUGUCUGAAUGAGUUCACCUACCUGAGAGAUCCCUGGAACUGGCUGGACUUUAGUGUCAUUACCCUAGCAUACAUUGGCACAUCAACAGAACUGAAAGGAUUCUCAGGGUUGAGGACAUUCCGAGUUCUCAGAGCUUUAAAAACAGUUUCUGUGAUCCCAGGGCUGAAGGUCAUUGUAGGGGCACUGAUCCACUCGGUGAGGAAGCUGGCUGACGUGACCAUUCUCACUGUCUUCUGCCUGAGCGUCUUUGCCUUGGUGGGCCUGCAGCUCUUCAAGGGAAACCUCAAGAACAAGUGCGUCAGGAAUGGCACAACUCCCCAGGAGGCUGCCAACUGUUCAUCUAGAACCUGUGAGCUUUCGUUUUCCCCUUUUUUGGCAGAUGAGUGGGCUAUUAAGCCAGGCACUUCGGAUCCCUUGCUGUGUGGCCAUGGAGCUGGUGCAGGCCUGUGCCCUGAUGGUUAUGCCUGCCUCAAAACUUGUGAAAACCCAGAUUUUAACUACACCAGCUUUGAUUCCUUUGCUUGGGCUUUCCUCUCCCUGUUCCGCCUCAUGACGCAGGAUUCCUGGGAACGCCUCUACCAGCAGACCCUCAGGGCUUCUGGGAAAAUGUAUAUGGUCUUUUUCGUGAUUGUCAUCUUCCUGGGAUCUUUCUACCUGGUCAACUUGAUCCUGGCUGUGGUCACCAUGGCAUAUGAAGAACAGAACCAGGCAACCAUUGCUGAAAUUGAAGAAAAGGAAAAGAAGUUCCAGGAGGCCCUUGAGAUGUGCCGGAAGGAACAAGAGGUGCUGGCGGCGCUGGGGAUUGACACAGCCUCUCUGCUGUCCCACAAUGGGUCUCCGUUAGCCUCCAAAAAUGCCAAUGAAAGAAGGCACAGAAGGAAGUCAAGAGUGUCAGAGGGCUCCACCGAGGACAACAAGUCACUCCAGUCAGAGUCUUUCAACCAGCGCAGGAUGUCUUUCCUAGGUCUUCCUUCUGGGAGACGCCGGGCCAGCCAUGGUAGUGUGUUCCACUUCCGAGCCCCUGGCCAAGAUGUCUCAUACCCUGAUGGAAUCACAGAUGAUGGAGUCUUUCAUGGGGACCAUGAAAGCCGUCGGGGCUCCCUGCUGCUGGGCAGGGGUUCUGGGCAGCAAGGUCCCCUCCCCAGGAGCCCAUUGCCUCAGCUCCCCAACCCUGGCUCCUGGCAUGGAGAAGAGGGGCACAGCACACGGCCCACUAUGGAGCUUCCCCCUGGAGCCACUGAAGUCUCGGCAUUUGAUGCAGGACAGAAGAAGGCUUUCUUGUCAGCAGAAUACUUGAAUGAACCCUUCCGAGCCCAGAGAGCCAUGAGUGUUGUCAGUGUCAUGACCUCUGUCAUUGAGGAACUUGAGGAGUCAGAACAGAGGUGCCCACCCUGCUUGACCAGUUUGGCUCAGAAGUAUCUGAUCUGGGAGUGCUGCCCCACGUGGGUAAAGCUCAAGGCAGUUCUCUUCGAGCUGGUGACAGACCCCUUCGCAGAGCUCACCAUCACCCUGUGCAUCGUGGUGAAUACAGUCUUCAUGGCCAUGGAGCACCACGGCAUGAGCUCCACCUUCGAAUCCAUGCUGCAGAGUGGCAACAUCGUCUUUACCAUAUUUUUUACUGCUGAGAUGGUCUUCAAAAUCAUUGCCUUCGACCCCUACUAUUACUUCCAGAGGAAGUGGAAUAUCUUUGACUGCAUCAUCGUCACUGUGAGCCUGCUGGAGCUGAGCAUGGUCAAGAAAGGAAGCCUGUCUGUGCUUCGGACCUUCCGCUUGCUGCGGGUCUUCAAACUGGCCAAGUCCUGGCCCACCCUGAACAUACUCAUUAAGAUCAUCGGCAAUUCGGUGGGGGCUCUGGGGAACCUGACCAUCAUCCUGGCCAUCAUCGUCUUCAUCUUCGCUCUGGUCGGCAAGCAGCUCCUUGGGGAGGCCUACUGGAGCCACCGGGAGAGGCUGACAUUGCCGGGUGACGAGCAGCCCCGCUGGCACAUGCAUGACUUCUACCACUCCUUCCUCAUCGUCUUCCGGAUCCUCUGUGGAGAGUGGAUUGAGAACAUGUGGGCCUGCAUGGAAGUCAGUGAGAAACCCGUAUGCCUCAUCCUUUUCCUGACCGUGAUGGUGCUGGGGAACCUGGUGGUGCUCAACCUGUUCAUCGCCCUGCUGCUGAACUCCUUCAGUGCUGACAACCUCACACCAUCUGAGGAUGACGGGGAGGUGAACAACCUGCAGGUGGCCCUGGCUCGCCUCCAGGUGUUUGGCCACCAAGCCAGGCAGGCCCUUUGCAGCUUCUUCCGCAGGCCCUGCCUGCUUGCCAGGCCCAAGGUGGAGUCGCAGCUGGCAGCAAAACCCCCAUUAUCCAGCUCCAAAGCCGAGAACCACAUUGCUUUGGAGGCUGCCUCAGCGAGCUCCAGAGCACUGCCCCCUCUCAGUGGGCCCAGAGAUGAGCACAGUGACUUUAUCACCAAUCCUAACUUAUGGGUCUCAGUGCCCAUUGCGGAGGGUGAAUCUGAUCUGGAUGACUCAGAGGGUGAUGGAGAACAGGAGCAGCAAGUGACCCCAGAAGGACAGGAGCAACUGCAGCAAGCUGGGAGGUGUGAGGACCACCUGACACCCAGGAGCCCAAACUCUGGGACAUCCUCUGAGGACCUGGCUCCAUUCCUGGGUGAGAAGUGGAAAGGUGACCAGGGUCCUCCCCCAGUUCCCACAGAGGGAGUGGAUGACACGAGCUCCUCUGAGGGCAGCACGGUGGACUGCCCCGAUCCUGAGGAGAUCCUGAGGAAGAUCCCAGAGCUGGCGGAUGACCUGGAAGAACCUGAUGACUGCUUCACAGAAGGAUGCCUUCGCCACUGUCCCUGUUGCAAAGUGGAUAUCACCACAUUUCCGUGGGCCAUGGGCUGGCAGUUGCGGAAGACCUGCUACCGCAUCGUGGAACACAGCUGGUUUGAAAGCUUUAUCAUCUUCAUGAUUCUGCUCAGCAGUGGGUCUCUGGCCUUUGAAGACUGCUACUUGGACCAGAAGCCCACAGUGAAGGCAUUGCUGGAGUACAUGGACAGGGUGUUCACCUUUAUCUUUGUGUUCGAGAUGCUGCUCAAGUGGGUGGCCUAUGGCUUCAAAAGGUACUUCACCAACGCCUGGUGCUGGCUGGACUUCCUCAUUGUGAAUAUCUCACUGAUAACCCUCCUGGCGAAGAUCCUGAAAUAUGCUGAUAUGACAUCCAUCAAAGCCCUCCGAACGCUCCGUGCCCUGCGGCCCCUGAGGGCUCUGUCUCGAUUCGAAGGCAUGAGGGUGGUGGUGGAUGCCCUGGUGGGCGCCAUCCCAUCCAUCGUGAACGUCCUCCUCGUCUGCAUCAUCUUCUGGCUCAUCUUCAGCAUCAUGGGUGUGAACCUCUUUGCGGGGAAGUUUUGGAGGUGCAUCGAGCAGACCGACAAAGGAUUUGAUCUUGUGAAUUGGACAGUUGUGAAUAACAUGUCUGAAUGUGAGAAUCAAAACUAUACUGGCCACCUCUUCUGGGUCAAUGUGAAAGUCAACUUUGAUAAUGUUAUGAUGGGUUACCUCGCACUUCUUCAGGUGGCAACCUUUAAAGGCUGGAUGGACAUUAUGUAUGCAGCCGUCGAUUCCCGAGAAGUCAACAGUCAGCCCAAGUGGGAGGACAACGUGUACAUGUACAUGUACUUCGUCAUCUUCAUCAUUUUUGGUGGCUUCUUCACACUGAAUCUCUUUGUUGGGGUCAUAAUUGACAACUUCAAUCAACAGAAAAAAAAGUUAGGGGGCCAGGACAUCUUCAUGACAGAGGAGCAGAAGAAAUACUACAAUGCCAUGAAGAAGCUGGGCUCCAAGAAGCCCCAGAAGCCCAUCCCACGGCCCCUGAACAAGUACCAGGGCUUUGUCUUUGACAUUGUGACCCGGCAAGCUUUUGACAUCAGCAUCAUGGUCCUCAUUUGCCUCAACAUGAUCACCAUGAUGGUGGAGACGGAUGACCAGAAUGAAGAAAAGACAAAAAUUCUAGGCAAAAUCAACCAGUUCUUCGUGGCUGUCUUCACUGGCGAGUGUGUUAUGAAGAUGUUCGCCCUAAGGCAUUACUACUUCACCAAUGGCUGGAACGUGUUCGACUUCAUUGUGGUGCUCCUCUCCAUCGGGAGUUUGAUAUUUUCUGCAAUUCUUAAAUCAGUUGAAAGUUACUUCUCCCCGACCCUCUUCCGAGUCAUCCGCCUGGCCCGAAUCGGCCGCAUCCUCCGACUGAUCCGCGCAGCCAAGGGGAUCCGCACGCUGCUCUUUGCCCUCAUGAUGUCCCUGCCCGCCCUCUUCAACAUUGGGCUGCUGCUCUUCCUCGUCAUGUUCAUCUACUCCAUCUUUGGCAUGGCCAGCUUUCCCCAUGUGAAGGAGGAAGCUGGCAUCGACGACAUGUUCAACUUCAAGACCUUUGCCAACAGCAUGCUGUGCCUCUUCCAGAUCACCACAUCGGCUGGCUGGGAUGCCCUCCUCAGCCCCAUCCUCAACACGGGGCCACCCUACUGCAAUAGCACAAGAGGAGACUGUGGGAGCCCAGCCGUGGGCAUCUUCUUCUUCACCACCUACAUCAUCAUCUCCUUCCUCAUUGUGGUCAACAUGUACAUUGCAGUGAUUCUGGAGAAUUUCAAUGUAGCCACAGAGGAGAGCACUGAGCCCCUGAGUGAGGAUGAUUUUGACAUGUUCUAUGAGACUUGGGAGAAGUUUGAUCCAGAGGCCACCCAGUUCAUUACCUUCUCUGCUCUCUCAGACUUUGCAGACACGCUCUCUGGCCCUCUGCGAAUCCCAAAACCAAAUCAGACUAUAUUAAUCCAGAUGGACCUGCCCUUGGUCCCCGGAGAUAAGAUCCACUGUCUGGACAUCCUUUUUGCUUUCACCAAGAAAGUGCUGGGAGAAUCUGGUGAGUUGGACACUCUGAAGGCAAAUAUGGAAGAGAAGUUUAUGGCAACUAGUCUUUCAAAGGCCUCCUAUGAGCCAAUAGCAACCACCCUCCGGUGGAAGCAAGAAGACAUUUCAGCCACUGUCAUUCAAAAGGCCUACCGGAGUUAUAUGCAGCAUCGCUCCUCGGCACUCUCCAACUCCUCUGGUGUGCCCAGGGCUGAGGAGGAGGUUGAGUCACUCCCAAAUGAAGGUUUUGUUACAUUCAUGGCAAAUGAAAAUUAUGUGCUCCCAGAUAAAUCUCAAACUGCAUCUGCCACAUCUUUCCCACCAUCCUAUGACAGUGUCACUAGAGGCCUUAAUGAUAGAGCCAACAUGAGCACAUCCAGCUCAAUCCAAAAUGAAGAUGAAGCCAUGAGUAAGGAGGCUACUGACGCUGGACCCCAGUGAGGAUACGCCAGCAUGGAUGUGUCCAGUUCUGCCGUGUCCAGUUCUGCUGUGGUAACUGUUUCUCACUACAGGUGGAACCCAGCUACAAGCUCAUCAAUGCAUGCCACUGGCCAUAAUGUCAGAACUGGGCAGAUAAUGUAGUUGGUGCCCACUUUUGAAAAGAUCCUCAUGUAAAUGGGAUUCAGAAGCCAAGAAUAUGUCCACUUUGACUUCCCUUCUGAAUCUGAAUAGCAAAUGCCGAGUUCUCUUACUUUCCAGAGAAUGCCACUGGUCCCUUUAUUUUGAUUGAGACCAGAGAUUUUAUUUGCCAAGAAAAAUUCUCAGGACCAGAACUUCCAAAGAUAUAUGGCAAGAACAUUGCUGAAAGCCUAAGGUGUUAUUGUUUGAAAUACUGCAGAGAGAGAGAGAGAGAGAGGUGAUGUUAUUUAGGAUUUUGCAUGAUUGCAUGCUGAGAGCAGCUGGACAACUUCUCCAGCCCAAGGUAACAUCUGUCCUCUGUCAUACAGCACCUUGGAGAUAUCCAUUAAAGUUAAUAUUUUUAAAGGUA
Molecule: messenger RNA, 6409 nt
Organism: Chinchilla lanigera (long-tailed chinchilla)
Lineage: Eukaryota; Metazoa; Chordata; Mammalia; Rodentia; Chinchillidae
Gene: Scn10a
Product: sodium channel, voltage gated, type X alpha subunit
Exons: 27
Coding region: 1-5862 (1953 amino acids)
Biological process (GO): membrane depolarization during action potential; sodium ion transmembrane transport; neuronal action potential
Cellular component (GO): axon; voltage-gated sodium channel complex; plasma membrane
Molecular function (GO): voltage-gated sodium channel activity involved in cardiac muscle cell action potential
Source: RefSeq, a predicted model, not a curated record